Messenger RNA from Sesamum indicum (sesame), 1626 nucleotides. Its product is annotated as putative alpha-L-fucosidase 1. Gene Ontology annotation, biological process: glycoside catabolic process; fucose metabolic process. Gene Ontology annotation, molecular function: alpha-L-fucosidase activity. Lineage: Eukaryota; Viridiplantae; Streptophyta; Magnoliopsida; Lamiales; Pedaliaceae. Gene Ontology annotation, cellular component: lysosome. The record is from RefSeq and is a predicted model, not a curated record.
AAAAACUCCAAUCACAUACCCCCACACCCAAUCCCCUCCUUCCAUUCGCUACACAAAGAAUCUUCCCCCCACAUUUCUUGUUUUGAUCCCUUUGCACCCUUAAAUAUCCCAAUCAACUUUGUUAGUGCAAUUAUGGCUCAACCCCACUACUCUUUUCACAUUCCCACAUUGCUUGUGCUAUUCUUCUUCCAACUACCCUUCUCAUGGAGUGCUCAAGUUCAAGUAGUCACCCCUCCCUUGCCCAUUCUUCCCCUACCAUCAUACUCCCAAUUGAAAUGGCAACAAAGGGAGAUCAUAAUGUUCCUCCAUUUUGGUGUGAAUACUUUUACGGACUCUGAAUGGGGUACUGGCAGGGAAAAUCCGUCUAUUUUUUACCCGACGGGCCUUGAUACUGCUCAAUGGGCUGAUGCUGCUGCUGGAGCUGGUGUGUCGUUGAUGAUCCUCACUGCCAAGCAUCAUGAUGGGUUCUGCCUGUGGCCAUCAAAAUACACCGAUCACUCUGUGGCUCGGAGUCCUUGGAAGAAAGGACACGGUGAUGUGGUUCAGGAGUUUAUUGAUGCAGUGAGGGCCCGAGGGCUCGAUGCAGGCUUAUACCUUUCACCGUGGGAUCGUCAUGAUCCUAGAUAUGGUCAUGUUAAGUUGUACAAUGAGUACUAUUUGGCUCAAUUGCAAGAACUUCUUACUAGAUAUGGAGAUGUUAGAGAGGUAUGGUUCGAUGGAGCAAAGGGUCCAAACGCACCAAACAUGACCUAUUACUUCAACGACUGGUUUUCAAUGGUGAAGGAAUUGCAGAGUGCUAUUAAUAUAUUCUCGGACGCCGGACCGGAUGUCCGGUGGGUCGGAAACGAGAAGGGAUACGCCGGGACCACGUGUUGGUCCACCAUCAAUGCCACGUCUCUAUCAAUUGGCAACGGCAGUAUCAUUGAUUAUCUCAACAGUGGUGACCCAAAAGGGACCAAUUGGGUACCGGCAGAAUGCGAUGUUUCCAUCAGGAAAGGCUGGUUUUGGCACAAAUCACAAGCACCAAAGAAGCUGACUCAACUACUAGAGAUUUACUACAAAUCCGUGGGCCGAAACUGUGUGUUACUCCUCAACGUGCCGCCCAACUCCACCGGUUUGGUAUCCGAAUCCGAUGUCCAAAGGUUGAAACAAUUCAGAGGAGCAAUCGACACCAUUUUCUCCACAAAUUUGGCAGAAAAAUGUUGGGUUGAAGCGAGUAGCCAACGAGGGGGUGAGAACGGAGGAGGCUUCGGGCCUAAAAACGUGCUGGACGACGACCACUUGUGGACGUACUGGGCUCCAAGUGAGGAUGAGAAAGAAAAUUACUGGAUUGAAUUCAGAACGAGGACUAAAAGAAUUACGUUCAACGUGGUGAGGAUCCAAGAAGCGAUCGGAUUAGGACAGAGAAUUAAGAAACACGAAAUUUACGUAGACGGGGUUAGGGUUGCAAAGGGAACCACAAUAGGGUAUAAGAGGCUUCAUAGGUUGGAAAUGGGAAUAGUUGAUGGGUUUAGUGUGAGAAUAAAAAUUGUCAAGUCAAAGGGCAUACCUUUGAUAUCUUCUGUCGGCCUCCAUUUUGAUCCCUUUUGGAAUCCUAAUUAAAUUAGAUUGCCAUUUUUCUGCAUC